Molecule: messenger RNA, 1528 nt
Organism: Misgurnus anguillicaudatus (oriental weatherfish)
Lineage: Eukaryota; Metazoa; Chordata; Actinopteri; Cypriniformes; Cobitidae
Gene: ghitm
Product: growth hormone inducible transmembrane protein
Cellular component (GO): mitochondrial inner membrane
Source: RefSeq, a predicted model, not a curated record
AUUAAACUUCAAGCCCCACAAUGCAUUGCUUUGGCUGUCAUCGGUAUGACGUCACACUCAGGAACAUUCCGGAAGGCAUUAUUGUGUGUUGCGUCAGUGAGCUCGCAACUUUGAGGUGAAACUGGUCAACAAAUCGAAACGAAACAGUAAGAUUAAUUCACACCGUGAUGUUGGUUUCACGUCUGUCAUGUCUGAGGUCUGUGCCUUUGGUGGGAUUGAGGUCUGGCCUCCGUAAGGGUCCCAGCUGUCUGAUGAGACCUCAGCAGGGUUAUUCCACCAAAGCUCGACUGGGGUUCCGCCGCAGCAAGACGUCUAAAGAUCAGAUUCAGGAUGCGGCGUUUGAACCGGCGACACGCACUGCCAUCAGAAUUGACAACAUGGGCAGGGUUAUUCUGGCAGGAGGUGCUGCCGUCGGAUUGGGAGCUUUGUGUUAUUACGGCCUCGGAAUGUCCAAUGAGAUGGGAGCCAUCGAGAAAGCAGUGAUCUGGCCGCAGUAUGUUAAGGACAGGAUCCACUCCACAUACAUGUAUUUUGCAGGGAGUGUGUGUAUGACAGGUCUCUCUGCUGUAGCCGUCAGCCGAUCUCCAGCGCUCAUGGGGCUGAUGAUGAAAGGCUCCUGGCUGGCCAUAGGUGCAACAUUUGCAGCUAUGAUUGGUGCAGGAAUGUUGGUGAGGUCGAUCUCAUAUGAACACAGUUCUGUACCAAAGCACAUGGCCUGGGCGCUGCAUGCAGGUGUGAUGGGAGCAGUUAUUGCUCCAUUAACUCUGUUGGGUGGCCCACUAAUGAUUCGAGCAGCCUGGUACACGGCAGGUAUUGUGGCCGGUUUGUCGACCGUGGCCAUGUGUGCGCCCAGUGAGAAGUUCCUGAGCAUGGGCGGCCCGCUCGCUGUGGGUUUCGGAGUGGUGUUUGCCUCUUCUCUAGGUUCCAUGUUCCUGCCACCCACCUCAGUGUUCGGAGCGGGUCUGUACUCGGUGGCUGUUUAUGGAGGUUUGGUGCUGUUCAGUAUGUUCCUGCUGUAUGACACACAAAAAGUCGUUAAGCGAGCAGAGACGCACCCUCUUUAUGGUGUUCAGAAAUAUGACCCCAUUAAUGCAUGCAUGGGCAUUUACAUGGACACACUCAAUAUCUUCAUACGGCUGGUGAUGAUUCUAGCCAACGGUGGAGGAAACAGGAGAAAGUAGACAUGACGAGACAUGAAGAGACUGAGAGCUGUUCUGGUGGGAACCACUGAGAUGCGUAACAAUGUGAUGAGUUGUUUCAAUCCAGAAAGAAGCUUCUGAUUACUUUAGCUGAACUGCAUCUCAAAUACAUGAUAAUAAAAAUACAACGACAACAAGUUCAUGCAUCACAUGUAAUGAGAGGGAAUGCACAUUAUCCUUAUUCUAUUCUGUUAAGAAUAUUUUUUGUCUAUUUAUUGUACUGAUUAGCAUUGAGCUCACAAUUUUUAUAUGUGUGAAGCUACUGGAGUCUGUUUAGAGGAUCUGUGUGUUAUUAUAUGUUCAAUAAACUUCAGUUGCAUCUAAUUAAA